Messenger RNA from Oryza sativa Japonica Group (Japanese rice), 1474 nucleotides. RefSeq lists its product as uncharacterized. The record is from RefSeq and is a predicted model, not a curated record. Lineage: Eukaryota; Viridiplantae; Streptophyta; Magnoliopsida; Poales; Poaceae.
GCCGCCCUCGUCGUUGUCAGUUUGUCACUGCCGCGCGCGUGCCUUCCGCCACACGGCGCGGCGCCCUCGUCACAAGCCCGAGCGGUGGUGCGGCUGCUAACUUAGCUGGACUGCAGCACGAGGCCUUGCAGAAGGAGGAUAUAGCCACGACGACAACCACAAAUAUGAAGCCUAGCCACUGCUAGUAGUCCCACUCCCCACCCUGCAGACAACCCACCAUGGGUGACCACGGCGAGGUCACCGCCACGGUCUCUCGCCUCCCUCAGCUCCGUCGUCGACGUCGUCGUCUGUGAGAUGGAAAAUCAGGCCGUGUCGGAGAUGCAUGUCGUUAUGGAUUUGGAAGGCACGACCAAGAGGAUACCGCCGAUGCAGACGCCGAGGGCGCGGCUGCUGCGCAGCUGCGGCGAGUCCAUCCUGGCCAUGGCGCGCGGGGCGUACCGGCGCGUGGAGGCGAUGCGGUGCCCGGUGGGGUGCGUGGCCAGGGGCGCCUCCCGCGCGGCGGCCCCGGUGCUGAGCCCGCUGCGGCUGAGGUGCCUCUCGGCGCUCGCCUUCGCGGACAGGCAGCUCCUCGUCGUCCAGGACGUCGCCGCGGUGCUCUUCCCGGCCGCCGAGCGCGUCCUCGGCAGGGGCGCCGACGACCUCGUCCUCCUCGUCGAGUCCCUGCCCGCCAGGCUCGACGGCGCGAUCGACGCCCUCGAGGCCCUCCUCGCCGGCGCCGCGGGGCUGUUCGUUCUCCCCAAGCGUUGCCGCCGCUACCGAGCCCACGAGGACGAUGACGACGGCGUCGGCGGCGCCGUCUUUAGGGACAUCUGGUGCGACGAGAAGGAAGCCGCGUCGUUGCACCGAUCAGCAAUGGAGGAAGAGGCGCGGAGGCAUUCCGACGACGUGGCUCGGAAGGAACUCGAGAGCUUGGAGGUCGUCACGGCGGACGACGGCGGCGGCGGUGGCAACACCGUGCAUGGCGACAAGGCUCCCGUCGACGGCGAAGGAGAGGCGGCGACUCCGGCGAAACGCGGCGACGCAUCAGGUGGCCAAGAAUGCGGCGUGGAGGAUGUACAGCGGGUGGAGACGCCAGCUGCAGAGAUCACAGAUGCCAUGAAGGACAGCACGGAGAUCGUGAAGGAUGAGGACCAGGAGAGAGGAGGCAGCGAGAGGGAAGAAGAGGAGACCUUCGCCAUGGCCCGCACGGCGGAGAGCAGGGAGGAAGCAUUGCUGGGUCUCUUCGAUAUAGCAUGGCAGCAGAAGCUAGCGUAGGGUAACCAAAGGGCAAAGGUGUAACCAUUGGACACUGUAUAGUAUAGUGUUGUGAAGUUGUAGACUUGUAGUAAUCCUUGCACUGCUAGUGUCAUAUUGUGAACUGUCGCAUACCGGAUUGUAGAGAAUAAAACCUGGGUACAUCACAACGCAUGAGCUGUUCACUGCUUCAAAAAUGUAAAUAUCAGCAGAUAGAAGCAUGCAAACAUUUCAAACCUCC